AUGACGGCAGCAUUCCUACCGCUCGUGGUAUUGAAUGGCGUGCUUUUCGCUCUUAACAUCGGCCCACUGUACUGGCAGGUUUUGAGUGGCAAUUCCGGCGCCAUCUGCAUGGGUUUUUGGGUCGCCUUGGCAAAUUUGAACACAUUUGUGAGUCAUCCAUCACAUCGGAAGGUUAAAUGUGUACGUUAAUCUCGACAUAAACUGCAGCUCAACUUCACUAUCUGGUAUCAAGACGCCCUGAAUCGAGCCCCAAUCUUCUGCGACAUCAGCAUCAAGGUGAGAGCAAAUCCUGCGAUGAUUUCAUUACCCAAGUUUGACACGCCUUUAGGUGGGUGUACUGAAAAAGAAUUACCCCUGAAUACCAAAUCCAGAUCAGAAUAGGUGCCGAGAUAGGGCGACUGGCCUCCAUUUUCUGUGUUGCACGCUUUCUGGCUGACAUCGUUAGUCCGAGAGCGACCGCACUUACAAAAAGCGACCGCCGCCGCCGCGCUAUCUUCGACUACUCGAUCGCAUUUGGAGUUCCCUCUCUUGUAAUGGCCUUCCACUAUGUCUGGCAGCCAGCAAGGUUUGCCGUUGUGAAGGGAUAUGGCUGCAACGUCACAGCUCUCAUGACUUGGCCCACCCUGGUGUUCCGAUUCAUUUGGCCGCCCCUCUUCGCUGCGGCCGCAGUGCUCUACUCCGGUACGUUCCAGCACGGAAAGUCACCCAUACGUUCCAGCACUAUCUUACUGGCUUUUUGCUACUGGGGAAGUAUACACCGUGUAUCGUCUCAUCCGACAUAGGCGCAACUUUCGACGGGCGGUGGCUGGCUCCCACUCCGCGCUUACAACAGCCCGUUUUGUUCGACUAGCGAUUCUCUCAUUCUCCUACCUUCUCAUAGCCAUGCCUUUGGCCGUGUACGGGACUAUCAUCGAUCUGAGCAUCACAGGUCGUUAUCUUGAAUAUUCAUGGACAUAUAUUCAUUCCCCAGUGAGUCUGAAACCUAGAUACGAAUUCCUUGGCCAGCACACAACGUUCAACGGUUAAGGCAGAGCUGAAGAAUGAAAUGUCGUAUUGGUCGCUUACUGACUUCAGCGUUGAAUUCCAGUGGAAGCUUCAUUCGAUUUUGAUCGAGUCAACUCCGCCUCGAGCCAAUAUCGGAACGUGGUCGGACGUCAUCGCGGGUGUCGUAUUCUUUGCGGCCUUCGGGUUCGGGGUGGAGGCCCUCUCGCUUUACUCCAAAGCAAGCGCAUUUCUCGCCAAGGCAGUGCAACACACCAAGACCAAGAACUCCAGACCUUUAUUCGAGGAAGAAAGGCAAGUUCCGCUUUAGACGCUAACUCGGCAGGCUCUCAAACAACUACUGACAGCAAGAUUUUUUUUGA
This is a messenger RNA of Microbotryum saponariae, 1364 nucleotides long. NCBI's taxonomy places the organism in Eukaryota, Fungi, Basidiomycota, Microbotryomycetes, Microbotryales, Microbotryaceae. The record is from the annotation of a GenBank genome assembly.